Messenger RNA from Maniola jurtina (meadow brown), 490 nucleotides. RefSeq lists its product as uncharacterized. The record is from RefSeq and is a predicted model, not a curated record. Bases 73 to 411 code for a protein of 112 amino acids. Lineage: Eukaryota; Metazoa; Arthropoda; Insecta; Lepidoptera; Nymphalidae. The transcript has 2 exons.
CUUAAUAUGGAGUCAAACAUGAAUUAAUAAAACCGAAGCAACAAGGCGCAAAUUUUAUAUUAGUGCCAAUAUAUGGCGCGGCACCCCGGGUUCGCCGCUGGGGAUUAUAGGACGCCUUUAGGGGCGGCCACUAAUAAUUCCCAGUGGGAAACCUUAAAAGGAGAACUGGACGAGCUUGGCCCACAGAGGUCGGUGGAGCAAUGGAAAAUUUGCUGGCGAGACCAGAAGCGGAAGGCCCGAGAUGAGGGUGCGGCCUUAAACAAGGCCAAAAAUGCCACCGGCAAUUGUGUGGAGAUGCCUUCAAUCUCCGACAACGCAGUGCAUGUUUUGCAUGCAAUUAGCCAGGAGAUGGCAGUGGGUUGUGGUCCUGAGGAGUCACCAAUUGGUGUAAGAAAUAUACAUAUAUCAUGAUCAACCCCAUCGUCAGUCCACUACUGAGUCUCUCAGUAGAUUGAGAAGGGUCUAGACUCUAGGCCAUAUUCCACCACGC